Molecule: messenger RNA, 2077 nt
Organism: Heterocephalus glaber (naked mole-rat)
Lineage: Eukaryota; Metazoa; Chordata; Mammalia; Rodentia; Bathyergidae
Source: RefSeq, a predicted model, not a curated record
GUGUGCGCGUGUGCACACGCACACGCUCAUGGCGGGGGUGGAAUGCUGUCAUCGGUGAUGGCUGCGUUGCACUGGCCAAGUCACAGCAGGAAGAAGAUGAGCCUUAAGUCUGAACGCCGAGGAAUUCAUGUGGAUCAGUCAGAGCUGCUGUGCAAGAAAGGAUGUGGUUACUACGGCAACCCUGCUUGGCAAGGCUUCUGCUCCAAGUGCUGGAGGGAGGAGUACCAGAAAGCCAGGCAAAAGCAGAUCCAGGAGGAUUGGGAGCUGGCAGAGCGGCUUCAGCGGGAGGAGGAAGAGGCCUUUGCCAGCAGUCAGAGCAGCCAGGGAGCCCAAUCUCUCACAUUUUCUAAGUUUGAAGAAAAGAAAACCAACGAGAAGACCCGAAAGGUUACCACAGUGAAGAAAUUCUUCAGUGCUUCUUCCAGGGUCGGAUCUAAGAAGGCAGAAAUUCAGGAAGCAAAAGCUCCUAGUCCUUCCAUUAACCGGCAAACCAGCAUUGAAACGGAUAGAGUGUCUAAGGAGUUCAUAGAAUUUCUCAAGACCUUCCACAAGACAGGCCAAGAAAUCUAUAAACAGACCAAGAUGUUUUUGGAAACAAUGCAUUACAAAAGGGACCUAAGCAUUGAAGAACAGUCGGAGUGUACUCAGGACUUUUACCAGAGUGUAGCUGAGAAGAUGCAGACUCGCGGGAAAGUGCCUCCAGAAAAAGUUGAGAAGAUAAUGGAUCAGAUUGAAAAGUACAUCAUGACCCGUCUCUAUAAAUACGUAUUCUGUCCAGAAACUACUGAUGAUGAAAAGAAAGAUCUUGCCAUUCAAAAGAGGAUCAGAGCGCUGCACUGGGUCACACCUCAGAUGCUUUGUGUCCCUGUUAAUGAAGAAAUUCCAGAAGUUUCUGAUAUGGUGGUGAAAGCGAUCACAGACAUCAUCGAGAUGGACUCGAAGCGCGUGCCCCGAGACAAGCUGGCCUGUAUCACCAGGUGCAGCAAGCACAUCUUCAACGCCAUCAAGAUUACCAAGAAUGAGCCUGCAUCCGCAGACGACUUCCUGCCCACGCUCAUCUACAUUGUGCUGAAGGGCAACCCGCCCCGCCUGCAGUCCAACAUCCAGUACAUCACACGCUUCUGUAACCCGAGCCGGCUGAUGACCGGAGAGGAUGGCUACUACUUCACCAACCUGUGCUGUGCUGUGGCUUUCAUUGAAAAAUUGGAUGCCCAGUCUCUGAAUUUAAGCCAGGAGGAUUUUGAUCGCUACAUGUCUGGCCAGACCUCUCCCAGGAAGCAGGAACCUGAGAGCUGGUCCCCGGACGCCUGCCUGGGCGUUAAGCAGAUGUAUAAGAACUUAGAUCUCCUGUCUCAGUUGAAUGAACGGCAGGAAAGGAUCAUGAGUGAAGCUAAGAAACUUGAAAAAGACCUAAUAGAUUGGACAGAUGGAAUUGCAAAAGAGGUGCAAGACAUUGUUGAAAAAUACCCACUUGAAAUUAAGCCUGCAACCCAGCCAUUAGCAGCUAUAGACUCUGAAAAUGUUGAGAACGACAAACUUCCUCCACCAUUGCAACCACAAGUGUAUGCAGGAUGAUGGCACUUGAGGGAGAGUAUUUAUUUGAGCCUGACUUGUAGGUAGCCCUUACCACAUCCUCUGAUUGGGGUCUAGAACAUAACUUAAUUGCUUACAGACGUCAGAACAUUUUAAGGUACAGUCAGUGGGGGUUGUUUAGUUUGUUUUGUUUUCUUUAUUGUGUCAGGGGAAGCUUAGUAAAUAAUAAAAUACUAUUUAUUUGAGUUACUGAAACAGAUUCAUUUAAGGCUUAUGUAAAAAUUCUGUUUAAAUAUUUUUUUCCUCCAUGAUUUUCCUCUGAGGUAUUCACUAUUUAGUUUGGGGUAAAUAAUUGCCUUUUAAAGGAGAAAACAAAUCAAUGCCACAAAGUGUACGUUGAAGGGAAUCCAGUGUUGCCAGUGUUGCCACUGUUCCACAUUUUGAAAUAAUUUUGUAACUGUAAAGACAGAAGAUAUAUUGAUAAGUAAAUAUGUAAAAUUGUAAAUAUGUAAAAGAAAAAAAAUGGCAUCUCUUGUGCAUGGCA